AUGGCAAAGACUGCAACUGAAACCAAAACCAAGUCAGCGACCAAAGCUGCAAACAAUAAGACCAAAACCACCAAAGAGGAUAAGGCUGAUAAGCCCAAGCGCGAGCCCACUGCCUACCAACGCUUUUGCAAAGAGAACAUGAAGAAAUGGAACGAGGAGAACCCUGGUCGUGCAAAGGAGGCUAUGUCGCAUAUCGCCGCCAUGUGGAAAGACUCGCCAGAGAACCCCAACCGGGGACAGGAUGCCAAAGCACGAAAGCCCAAAGAGCCCAAAGCAGCAAAGGAGCCCAAGGAGCCCAAAGCUAAGGCCGCUCCUCGUAAGAAGGCUGCUCCCAAGAAAGCUGCGAAAGCGAAAGACGAAGAAGACGAGAGCGAGGACGCCGACGAGGACGAGGACGACGACUAA
This is a messenger RNA of Psilocybe cubensis, 405 nucleotides long. RefSeq lists its product as uncharacterized. The record is from RefSeq and is a predicted model, not a curated record. Lineage: Eukaryota; Fungi; Basidiomycota; Agaricomycetes; Agaricales; Agrocybaceae. Bases 1 to 405 code for a protein of 134 amino acids. The transcript is spliced from 4 exons.